AUGUUGAGAGGACGAAGAGAUAAUGACUCAUCGAGUGAGCCAUCUGUACCACGCAGACGUCGGCGUGUAAUACCAUUGCCUUCUUCAGAUAGUGACAGUUCAUCCGAUAGUUCACUAAGGAAUAUUGAAACUAGUGCUCCAAAAGAGUGGUUUGUUCCGCGAGGCAACCAACCAAACAUUGGAUCUUUCACAAGUCCCCAUGGUGCCAAACUCUCUAACAAAAAAGUGCAAAAUUGUAGAAAAGUGGAAGAUUUUUAUGGCCUUUGUGUCACGGAUAAAAUAUUUAAACAUAUAAGCGAACAAACUAAUAUUUAUGCCUCACAAAAAAGAAUCGCUUCCAAACGUGUCGAAAAAUGGGUUCCAACAGAUUAGGACGAGAUAAAGCGGUUUUUUGGACUGAUUUUGUGGAUGGGAUUGGUAAAACUCCCAUCUUUGAAUUUGUAUUGGUUCCAGGAUCCAUUGUUUAUUCAAACAUUCCCGCGGAAAAUAAUGAGUAAAGACCGAUUUCAAAUUCUGUUGAGAAUGUUGCAUUUUGCUGAUAAUGAAAAAGUGGAUGCUUUCAACCGUCUCUCAAAGGUCGAAUUUGUGAUAAACGAAUUAAAUACAAAUUUAAAAAAAUAUUAUGAUUGUCCAUUCCGUGGACGGAUCAUAUUUAGACAGUACAUGAAACAAAAGAGACACAAAUAUGGGAUAAAAAUAUUUAAAUUGUGCUGCGAUAAUAAUUACACUUAUAACUUUCGCAUUUACACCGGUAAAUCAUUGGAAAAGGAAAAUACAAUACCCACAAAUGAAAAUACAACACCCACAAAUGUUGUCAUGAAUUUAUGUGAAAAUGUGUUUGAUAAAGGCCAUAUUUUAUACACGGACAAUUAUUACACGAGUGUGAAUUUGGCGAACAAACUCAUAUCAGAAAAUACGUAUUUCGUUGGUACUCUUCGACCAAAUCGCAAAGACAAUCCAAAUGAAGUUGUAACUGCCAAACUGCGACGCGGAGAAGUCAUUGCUCAAGAAAACAGUAAAGGAAUUACGAUCAUGAAAUGGAAAGACAAGAGGGAUGUUUUAGUUCUUUCGACCAAGCAUUCUGACGAAAUGGAAAACGUAACAACAAAAACAGGGGUUUGCUGUAAAUCAAAAAUUAUUAUUGAUUAUAAUAAGGGAAAAACGGCGAUUGAUCUGUCUGAUCAAAUGGGUGCUUACAGCAGUCCACUUAGAAGAUCACUAAAAUGGUACAGAAAACUAGUAUUCGACCUUCUUUUGAAUACUGCCGUUGUGAAUGCAUUACAUAUGUUCCAAAAUGUAACAGGAAGAAAAAUGUCAGUUACAACAUUCCGAAAACAAUUGGUAGAUGUUCUCACACGACAUUCACACGAGGAAACUCCAAUUAGGGCCGAUACAAGUAGACGUAUUCACAAAUGUCAAAAGAAAGAAGGAAAGGCGCAUAAAGUUCGAAAAUACUGUGCUGAAUGUUACAGCACAAACACAAAAAUGUUCGGACGCCAGUUAGCGAGGAAAAUCACAAAGCAAGUUGUUACAUACUGUAAUGUGUGCAAAUCACAGCUACAUCUUUGCUUAAAAUGUUUUAAUAAACUUCACUAA
Molecule: messenger RNA, 1596 nt
Organism: Habropoda laboriosa
Lineage: Eukaryota; Metazoa; Arthropoda; Insecta; Hymenoptera; Apidae
Product: piggyBac transposable element-derived protein 4-like
Source: RefSeq, a predicted model, not a curated record